CUGGCGCGCGCUGGCCGCUUCGACGGGCCGGCAGCCGGAAAGUGAUGGUUAAAAAAAUUACAACGUUCAACCGGGACGGGUGUGUGUCUGUCCGCGUAGCGCGCGUGUUCGAGUUUUAAGGUGGUACAGCACCUCGCUGCCCUUCGAACUGUACGGAACGGCGUGUGUUGAAAGCGUUUACUCUCGGUGCGAUUUACGCGAUCGUUUUGUGUAGUGAGUCACAGUUUUGAAAAUAAAAAAUCAAAAAAUCUAAUCAAAUACUCACUGAAAGUAAAUUGGCGAAGAGCUCCUUUUGUGAAGAGCACCCUCGAGUUUUGUGUGCAAAAUAAAAAGGCAAAAACACAAAUAUAAGUGAUUUAAAAUUGAAAAAAAAUCGAGCAUUAAAACGUUGUCACUCGACUUCAGCUUGAUCGAGUUUCUCGUUUGCGUUAGUUUUCCUUUUUCCCAAUGUCUGUGGCAUAAAAGCUCGCGCAAAGGUAAAAUAAAGGUGAGCACAGCAGUGUGCCACUGUAAGAGAAAAAGGAUCCAAAGAAGAAAAUCAAUACAAAAAUAGUGGAACCAGAAAAAAAGGUUAUCGUUCCAAAAAGUUUUCAAGAGGGAGAAAAUAAAAAAAAAACAGCAGACGACGAACCUCCAUCGGAAGAGUGAAAAACCCGCCUAAAGCGUAAUAUUUCCCACUGCUUGUGUUUGUGUGUGCGUAUUAGUAUUUGUACGCCUAAAAAAAGGGCAAAGAAGGAUCCUGCUUUCCUCCAGCAGGCCUCUUCGUUCGUGUAGUAACCAAGUGGCAAGUUGUGUUGUGGCGCUCCCGCCGGUGUGUGUGUGUGUAUGUGUUGCGUCGGGAUGUGCGUUAAUGUUGCCGUAAAAUAAAUAAUAAUAAUAGUAAUCAUCCCUACUACUACUACUACACCGCGCAAAGAACCACACAAAAGCUUUUCCUUCUUCCGUCGAGAGAAGGCGUCGUUCAUUUUUCCGGGCCCGGUGAGCGACCCGCGCGUGUGUGUGUGUUUCUGUGUCCAAAAAGGAUCGAAAAAAGCUUCCGUUUUUUGUUGUCUCCCCGUGUCCGGUGGGGGGGGUGUUUGUGUCCAUGAAGCGAAGGGGAGAACCGGAAUCCUCGACGGGAUAACAGUCUCUCGCCCUUCGGAAUGUGACGGCGCUGCUCGUGUGUGUGUGCGUGGUUGCGUGUGUGUGGUGUGCAAGAGCAAUCCACUCCACCAGUGAAGGAAGGAAGUUCAUUUUUUGGAGUGUGCGUGUGUAUGUAUUUGUGUGUGCCUCGUUCGAUGAGGUUUGUUUGUCGUUUGCUCCCCCCGCCAAAGGGGACGAAUUGCGUGCCGUAAGCUAAUAAAUUAGAAAUUGAAUGAAAAUUAGUCCCAACUCGGGGACGAAGGGAAGGUGAAAAUACAGGCAGAAGAGAAAAAGGGGGAAAAAAAGAAGUUUCUCCAUCACCCACCUGGUCACCGGGUGUGCAAGAAGUCACCCGAAUAAUAAAAGGGCCGAUUGUUAUUGGCGGCCGCCGGGCGCGCCCGGUCUUUCGGUGUUGUUGCGGUGCGUGCGUGCGUUCUGUUUGUGCGUGAGUGUGUGUGUGUGUUUGUGGUCUUUAAUUUUGGAAGGGCGCCCCUGCAAAGGAGGCGUGAUCAUCUCUCCACACACGAGUGUGUAAACGAGUGCAUUUUGGGCGUUGUGCGUGCAAUUGCGUGAAUUGCGUCUAAACACACCUCCAUCACACAUGAUCGGGCCCGGUAUCGCGUAAGAAAGGGAUUGUACGCGAAUAUAAGAAGAAAAAACAAGCAAUAAAAGCAAAGAUUGAAUCACGGUUCAACUCCAUUGGAAGUGGUUUUUGCGUGUGGUGAAAUCGGUAAAAGACGCGUGGUAAAAAACGAUCGCGGGCCAACGCGAAUAUUCCUCAAGCUUUGUUUUGAAUAAUAGCGUCAAACACGACUUCGAAGGAUAGAUCGUCCGGUACUGGCGGCGUUCCCACCGACACCAACGGCAUCCGGUACCGCUUAAACAGUUCUCAUGGGCCACCGUGGCGGAAAAUUGCCGCCGCGAUGUCCACACUUACCAACAACGCCAAUAACAGCAGCAGCAGCAACAACAACAGCAACAAUAACAACAACAGCAGUAGCAACAACACUAACAACAACAACAACAGCAUCGCUAGCUACUAUCAGCAGUACAUCCAGCACUAUCAACUGUCGCCCCAGGGGGGGACCGCACCGCCAUCCGCCGGUGGUUCACCGACGGUCACGAGUAUCAACAACAACAACAACAACAACGGUCCCACAUCCGACAACAUACACACCAUCAACAACAACAACAACAUUAGCACCAGCAGUAGCAGCACCAGCAGCAACCAAAGCCAGCCGACGACGGCGGCUAAUACCGGCAGUGGCGGCGGCGGCGGCGUCGUCGGUGGGAUUCUGGGCGUGCGAGAAGUUAGCGCCAAGCUGUUCCUACCAUUUGCCCGCGCGAAGAUGAUGCACUCGUCGUCGUCCGCUGCCUCGACACCGGCCAAGGACCAGCACCAGCCCGGCACGCCGCUAGACGGCACGUCGAUGGCCGGCAUGAAUGCGACGCCGACCGGCACGCCAUCGGCAACGCCGAGCACGACGACGGGCGGCAGCAGUGCCGGCAUGUCCGGGGCGGGCCGCGCCUCGUCGCUGAUCAUACCGAAGGCGCUGAACGUGGUGCUGCACGGGUACCACCGGAAGCACAAGACGAACAAGAAGAAGUACUUCGUCGUGUACGGGGACGUGCCGGGCAAGGCGGCCCGGCUCGAGUACUUCGACAGCGAGAAAAAGUUCAAGCAAUCGUUCCAGAAGGGCAGUGCCGGCUGCGACGGGGGCACCCAGCCGAAGCGCACCAUCGUGCUGCGCACCUGCUUCAACAUCAACAAGCGGCACGACCUGAAGAAGCAGAUCAUCUCGCUGUACACCAAGGACGACAGCUUCUGCAUCGUGUUCGAGAGCGAGGAGGAGCUGAACCUGUGGCUGCGGACGCUGCUGCGGCUGCAGCGCGGCGAAGACUCGGAGGGCGAUCCGCCACGGCCCACAUUCGAGCACGUUUGGGAAGUGUACGUGCAGCGCAAGGGGCUCGGCGACAGUUACGGCAUCCUGGGCAACUAUCGGCUCUGCAUCACCGACAAAACCCUAUCGCUGGUCCGCAUCGGAUCGGAACUGACGCCGCACCAGGAGAAGCGGGCCGAAAAUGUCGAGUUUCUGCUGGCAUCGGUACGAAGAUGUGGGCAUUCACAGCGCUACUUUUACCUGGAGGUUGGCCGCAGCUCCAAAACGGGAGCGGGCGAAAUCUGGAUGGAGGUGCAGGAUUCCAUCAUCGCGCAAAACAUGUACACCACCAUCAUGAAGUCGGCAAAGAGUAAGGACGAUAACCUCGGUCCCAUGAUACGGAUACGAUCGUCGUCGGCGAACGCCGCCUCGAAGCCAACGUCGAUGCUAUUCCGCCGCCAGACGCACACCGGCCAGAAACCGAUCAACUGCUCCCCGUCUAGCGAGGAUCAGUCGAACAAUGGGCAGAACUCGGAAUCGUCGUCGUCGGCCACCAGCGUCAAUACGGUCGUGCUGGUCGGCUCGCCGCCGAAAGCAGGCACCUCCGCCGGCCUGCCGUACAGUGCUGGUGCACCGGGCGCGAAACCGCGCCCGCCAGUCGUAGCGAACCCUAGCCUGCCAGCCUGUGCCGAAAACUCCUCCUCCCUCAACACCUCGACCACUUGCACCAUUACCACUGCUGCUUGUACCUCUACCACUGCUGCCGCCGCCGCCACCGCCUGUUCGUCGUCGUUCGUCGGUCCGUUCCAAUCCUCCUCCGAUUCGUCCUAUCACGCACCGAUGAUCGUUCCGUUUGCGGGCAUUACACCUGCCGUGAGCACUGGGAAUGUCGUCGCCUCGACGCCGGCUGCCAUGUUCAGCAGCAACUCGUCGCUAGCGAGCAUCGGGUCCUGCUCGCCAAGCGAUGCGUACGUCCCGCUGGUGCCACCGGGUCACGCCAGUACCAGCCAAGCUUCCGGCGGCGGUGGUGGUGGUGGUGUGCCUACUCGCGGUGGUUUAGUUGGGUCACCGCGGCUCGGUGUCACUGCCCAAUCGCCAAACUAUCGCCGGACGACGUCGGUGAAGAAAUCGGCUGGCAGUGACGCUGGCGGUGGCAGCACCACUUCCCCCCUGCAGGCAACCCGCAGCCAUCAAACGUCCCGUCACUACCAUCAGCAGCAGCUUCCUUCCACCUCCUCCCACCAUUCCCAUCAUCCCACGCACCUGCCACAUCCUCCUCCACCGCAUCAUCCCGCUCCCUAUCCGCACCAUGGCACGCAGGCAGUGGCAACCGGGGCAGUAGUUGGGCCACACCCGGCCACACCGAGUGUCGUUAGUAGUAGCGGCUGCUGCAGCAUCGGCGGCAGCAGCAGCAGCAUCGUGAGCAACAGGAGCAGCAGCAACUACAGUAGCAACAGUAGCAGCACCAGCACGAUCGCCGUUACCAAUGAGUUUUCGUCCUCCUCGACUGACCAUGUGUCUUCCGGCUUGUCCGCGGUGGCCAAUAUGUCCUCGCCCGCGGCAAUGGGAAACUCGACGACAGCGGCAAUGAUGAUGCUACCACCGUCGCCCUCCGCCUCGAUGAGCAAGUUCCACCAUUACGCCAGUACGCGGCAGGGCGGCAAGGAGGUGCCCGGCAGUGGCGGUGGCAUCACGCUCAGCAAUCUGCUCGCCACCAUCACCCACUCGCUCGUAGGGGUUGGUGGUGGUGGCGCUGGCAGUGGUGCAGCCAACGGUGAUAGUGGCCCGCUGGCGACGGCCAACGGUGGCAGUGGGGGCAGCGGGGGCAGCUCUUCCGGUGGAAGCUUUUCCAACUUUUCCACCUCGUCCAGAUCGUCGUCCCGCUGCUCCUCGACGGUUAGCAUACAGACCGUCGCGACCGUGCCGCUGAUGGGGCCACCGCCACCACCGCCACCACCGCUGCCGCCACUGGAGCAGCCGGCCCUGUGCGGGGUGCGGCGGCGUCACACGCGCAGCCUUAGCCACCAUUCGGCCAAUGCCAUCUACCUCACCGGUGCAAAGCCGCUGCGACGUUUGCGCAGCACGCUGCGACGCCAUUCCGUCUCAGUUACAUCCGCAUCCGCCACAGCCGGGGUGGUGUUCCAUCAAAGAGCUUUAUCAUUGCCAAGCGCUCCCAUGUUAGGCCAUUCCCCUCAUAGCAAUACGCAUCAUUUGGGCGCACUCCAUGCGCACUCCGGCGGUAGUGGUAGUAGCGUCCGGUCCUCCUCCCAGUGCAGCGUCGUUGCGGCCGUCGCUGCCGGUACGCAGGGUGGGCUGCUUCCUUCCGCCACCGGCGGUUCGCAGCACAUUGUCACGCUCUCGACGUCGCUGUCGUCAUCGUCCGCCUCGUGCGCCGGCACCGGGACGAUCCAGCCGGUGCACCAUCGUACCCGCUCACUGCCCCUGACCGAAGAGUCGGCCAUUCGCCUGACGGCCGAACACUACCGGCAGGGUGGUGGCGGAUGGUGGCAGCCCCACCAUCACGCCCCUUCCUCACUCUCGCACUACAAUCAUCUGCAGCAGCCGCACUGUUCCUCCGCUGCCGGUGCAUCGAACCACCGGAAAUCAUCGUCGGCGUACCUGCCCGCACCACCAACCUUCUCGCCGAUCGGGUGCAGUAGUGCGCAGUGUCCGAUGCACGCCGGUGGUCCGAACGGGGGAGGCGGAUGGUCACCGCCCGUGUCGGAUGUGCUCUGCACGUCGCCGCCCCAUCGCCACCAGUACGAGCUGUCGCCGGAAGGACCGCAGCCGUUCGCAAGCCUCGUCCCGUCGCGCAGCUCGAUGGAGAGCAUUAUCGAGGAUCAGCGCUACCUGCCGAUGGAUCUGAAGAAGCCGGCGGGCGAGGAGACGCCGGAACCACCGCUACCACCUGCGCUGCCGGCGGGCAGUCAGCUGACGCUGAUCAGCCGGCUGCUGCGCAGCAGCAAUCUGCAGCAGCAUGCGUCCACCUCCUCGGCUGGGUCUGGGUCCGGGUCCGCCUCCUCCCCAGGCACCACGUUGUCCGCUGGCAAGAUCGGUCUGCUAGGGCUGAAGAUGGCGAUGAUGGCGGAGGGCCGCGGGUCCGCCUCCUCGAACGGUGGCUGCUGUAGUUGUAGUAGUCCCUCGCAGUCGCAGUGCAGUAGCGGUAGCAAUUGCCUUCAGGCCAUUAGUAGCAAUUCCACCACCAAUACCACCACCAUCACCACCACCACCUCUAGUUCCCAUAAGAGCACGAACGGUUCCUCGCCGGCGGCGCUGCGCCGCCUGAGCGCUGGCCGCACUGCCAGCGGUACGAUCAGCAGGAGUGUUGCCAUUGCGCGCGAACGCUGCGACAGUCUUCCAUCGCGAAAUCGAACGACUAGCGAAACGAUGCCACACCAGCAACAACAGCAACAACAACACCUCCUAAACCAGCAACAACAGCAGCAGCACCACCAUCAGCUGAUGCUGAACAGUGGCAGCAUGCCACCGCCUCGCAUGAUCCCGAGCAGCAACCGGCCACACUCGGUGCACAUCAGCCACAGCCACAGCCCGCCGGUCAACUCGUCCCCGCUGAGCCCGCCGCCACCGGCCACCUACUCGACCGGUUCGGACGGUUCGUCGCUUAGCAUCGACGAGUCGACGGACAGCUUCAUCACCGGCUCGCUGACGCCCGAUGAAGGCCAGGGCUAUCCUAAGGUCAUUAAUCAACUCAACUCGGGCUGCUCGAUACCGGAGGAAAACUCGGAAGAGUUCAUCAAGGACUACGGCCACAUCGAUCUGAGCGCAGCAGGCUGCGGCAUCUCCCAGCACGAUGACUUCGCAGUGCCGCAGACGCAUCACACUGCUGCACCGACCAGCAACGCCACGCCCAUCCUCGCCGGCAGUAGUAGUAGUAGUAGCGCAGUAGGCAGAGUUGGCCACCCGCAUCAUAAUUCCCUCUCGCUUCCCAUAUCGCAGGCGGCGCGGCGCGGUGGCAGCCCAGCGCCCCCGUCGACGGUCGGUUCGGUCGAGGGCAGCGCGUACAUGGAGAUGUGCAGCCCGAGCGGCAGCUCGCCCGGCGACCCGUCCGGCAGCUGCUACAUGGCCAUGUCCCCGGUGGCGGACUUUUCCCGCGGGCUCUGCUCCAGCUCGAGUGCACAUAGCCGUGCGUCUAGCCUGGCGGAGGACAUCGUGGACGGGUACGUGCCGAUGAGUAUGCCCCGCACGGCAGCAGCAGCACCAGCCGCACCACCAACGGAAGAGUACAUGCUGAUGGACCCGACGCUUAACGGUGGUGGCACCAGCAGCCGGCUCUCGAACGCAACGGCCGCCAGCAACAACGCGGGCAGCAGCAUCAUCGGUGGCGGUGGCAUGUCGUCGGCCGCUUCGAGCUGCAGCAUCACGUCCGGCACCCCGUCGGCCGAUUUGCGCCUGUCGCUCGAGAAAGUGCCGGCGUACAUUGGGCAGAGCGACGAGCACGAGGUGAACGAUCGCCCGUUCCGGACGUACUCGGUCGGCAGCCGGCCGGAGCUGAUCAAGCGCAAGCUGCGCGUGGAGAUGCUCAGCUCGGGCGAAAGCUCCGUGGGCGGAUCGUCGGCCGGCGGGUCGGCCAGCUCGCGCCAGCGCGCCUUUUCCGUCGGGUCGCGCGCCAAGGUGCCCCGGUGCUCGGACGUGUACAAGGGAUACUCGGCGGCGCCCGUCAUUGUGUCGUUUGCGUCGACCAGCUCGCAGGGCAGCAUGCUGGAGAGCAGCAACAACAAUAGCUCGAGCAGCACGAGCAGCAUUUCGCACGCGGGCAGCUACGGUGCCUCGAUCGGGGACACGCUGCCGAUGGAUGAGCUGGCCGGUGGUGGUAGCGCUGGGGGUAGCAGUAUGGGCCGGAAGUCAGGCAGUGGAUCGCUGCUGCCGGACGGGGCCGGUGGCGGCAAGCCACCCUCGCACGGCGGUUCCCACGGGCGGAUGAGCGAUCUGAUGGAGAUUGAUUAUUCGUCGCCACGGCAGCAGCCGGCACGACCGUCGACGAGGAGCAGCGAACCGUCGGGCAUGGAGGACUAUCUCGACAUGUCCGGCAACAACAACGAGGAGGAGCAGCGGGCAAGGGGCCAGGGUGCGACGUCCUCGGGCUACGUCGAGAUGCGCCCCGGCCGGCUCAACUCCCAGUCGGAGGAGAACGAUUACCUGAACAUGACACCGGGCGGCGGUGGGCGCGACGAGCCCGACUGCUGUCCGGCUGCCGCCAGCAUUGCGACCAGCUCCCCCAUCCAGAUACAGCACCACGCGAAACAGCCGGCCGACGGUGCCGGCAGUGCGCACAGCAGCAGCAGCAACAACAACAACAACAACAACUACCUCGAAAUGUACCCCCGGGCGGCGGUGGCGCAGAAGGAGCAGAAGCGAACUGCCAGCGCCGCGUCGACCUCCACCACCACCACUGCUACGAAAGUACCUUCGGAAGAUUACCUGAACAUGGCGCCGCUAAUGAUCAGCUCGCUGGGCGAGGCGAGCGGCAGCGAGGAGGAGAAGAUGCACGGACCGGACGAGGAGCCGCUGCUCGAGUCGUCCAGCGCACCGCCGGACGGCUACAUGGAGAUGUCCUGGAACCAUCACGGCCCGGUGACGGCGGCCGGUCCCGUCUCUUCCUCCGCCUCCUCCUCGGCCACCUCGUCCGCCCGUACCGUGCCAACGAAUGGGGGAGACGACUACAUGAACAUGUCGUGUGGAAGCGGCUCCCAGUCGGAGGACGCAUCGCGCACGUACUCCGCACCGAUCACCAUCCAACCGGGUGCGGGCAAAUGUCGGCUCGAUCUGAGCGGCGAAUCGAAGGUGGAGGCGGGCGCCAACAUCCCCAACUAUCUGCCGCUGGGGCAGCAUCCGGAUGCGCGCAAAUCGGUCCACCAUCCGCACCACCAGUCCGCGAUGAUUGUGGCACUGCAGCAGCAUCUGCCGCUGGCAGCACAGGCACCGAUCCAAACGACCACGGGACAGCAGAGCGGCUCGAUCGGCUUCAGCCCGUCGAAGCCGGCGGAAACCACCCCCGAGCGGGCGCGGUGUGACUCGCGCGACAGUGGCAUCGUGACACCUUCCGGCAGCCAGCCCACCAUCUUCCCGUUCAGCCCGGCGAGCCCCACGAAACCGUUCGCGCCGGCCCAGGACGAACCGAUGGGCGGCGAGUCGCUGGACGAUUUGAGCCAAAACUAUGCCGAGCUGAGUCUUGGCCGGCAGCAGCAGCAGCAGCUUCAGCAGGCGCAAACAGAACCCUCGCCCGCCAUUCGCAAGCUUUCCACCGGGAGCAAUCGGGGCUCGGGAUCGUUCAGCAAGCUGCAGCUAGUGGCAAGCCAGCCCGACUACGUCAACUACUGCCCGGCGACACCGCCGAUUAGCGGCGAUGUGGCGCCACCGGCGAGCAACAUGCCGCUGAACGUGUUGCCGUCGGCACAGAGUCGAACCCGCAGCAGCAUCGACGAUGAUGGAGCGGGCGAUUAUGCGCUCAUGAACCCGGCCAGCUCGCGCAAACUCUCCACCACGUCGAUGGGCUCGAUGGGAGGCGCAAGCCUAUCACCGGCCGGUGUCGUCCCGCCGGGCUCGAGCGCAGUGGGAAGCAUCACUCCACCGGUGCUGGUUGCCCGCAAAUCCACGCUGCUCCUGUCCAGCCCACAGAUGGGCUUCAAACCGAUCGCUUCGUCGCAGGACGCGGAACUGCUGCUGCAAAGCAAGGCGGUACCACACGCUACCGCCAACUCGCCGAAAGCGCUCAACCUUGGCCGACGGACGGGUGAGCCAGCGUUUAGCUUCACCGAGCAGCAGCAGCAGCAGAUGGCCCCGCUGCAGCGCAGCAUCUCUACCGGGACGCGCCCGAACAGCGUCAACAGUGAGCUGAUCGGCCGGCCAAUCGGUACACCGGCCGGCCCGUCCACCCCCGGUGCGGCGUCCCACAGCAGCACCAUCGCGGCCGGCAGCACGCGGCCCAGCUCGGCCAACAGCGAGCGGCUGCCCGUCAUAUCAGCUACCUCAUCGUCCGCCUCGUCCACGUCGACGCUGUGCGAAAGCAAAAACCAAAGCCCGUCCGCCUCGAGCACGGCGCUCGCCAUGGUGGUGGGCAGCAGUACCACCACCAGCCCCCCGAGUGUGCCCGGUUCGCGCCCGGACUCGGUCAGCUCGAUUACCGAUCCGCACAUUGUCUCCCGCCCACCGUCCGUCAGCUCGGAGCGUGAGCUGCACUACGCUAGUCUCGAUCUGCCACCGUGCAGCAGCAGUGGUAAGCAAGCGGUCGCUGCCUCACCGUUUGCACCCGGCACGAUGAUGCUGCUGGCGGCGGCGGCCGCUGCGACAACGCCCGCAGCGACCAGCAGUGCCGCCGCACCGGUUACCAAGAUGGACGUCGACGAACCACUGCCCGGGUCGAGCGAAGCGCGCACCUCGAUCGACUCUUCCAGCCCUAGUCCAACGACGACGGCCGGUCUGCAGCAGCAGCAGCAACCGGUGCGCUGUGCCGCCUUCACCUACGCGCAGAUCGACUUUGUGCGAUCGCAGGCGCAAAGCCAACAGGGACAGACCGGUGCGGGACCGGCCGGUGCCAAUGGACCGACCGGUAGCAACACCACCACCACAACCAACACACCACCACAGUCGUCACAAGCGUAGUAGUUAACCGCGCACAGUGUCCACGAUUGGGUGUAAUUUUCGCAUUGAAAUUUACGUUUUCGUUUGUUUUUGUGUGGUUUAGCGUUUUUGUUUUCCUUUUUAGUUUAUAGCAUUGUUAUUUUCUACGUAGAAAAGUGUGUGCGUGUGUGUGUGUCCGUGAAAGAGGAGGCAGCGGGGGGGAUUUGCUUUCUAAACUUUGAGUCUCUUGAGUAACACCAAUAUUUGUUGCAGCGCAAAACAAAAAAUGCAAAACGCGAAACUCUUCUUCCACCCCCGGUCCCGGUAGCUGGUAUGGUACCUCACACUUGAGGUGCUGUAGAGCAAUUGUAAAGUAGCAACGUGUACAGAAGGAUUAUUGUAAGAGAAAACGGGAAAGUAAGAAAGAUGCAAAAAAGCAUAGAAAAAUGAAGAAGAAGAAACGCAAAUAAAAACCUCACUUCUGUUCUGUGCAAAGAAAAGUUAAAACUCUACAACAAAAAGACGGACAAGACCAUGGGAAUGAAAAAUGAACCGAAAACUGCCAAUACAAUUACACUAAGCGCGCGAAAACAUAAAAAGGAGGAAAAAAAGAAUGUAAAAGAAAGGGCAAUUUUUUGCAAAUUGUGAAAAAGAAAAUGAAGCCCAAUCUAUUUAUAUACAGACACAACAAAACAGAAACGGGAAGAGGAAAGAAAAAGAAAGAAAAACAAGCGUGCAAACCUCACUCAUAUAUACAUACAGCAACACAGCAGCGAACAAGAGCAAACAAGAUGAACCGAAGAACCGCGAGCGCCCUCUAGGUAGCAUAUUAGUCUAGUCUAGGCCAAAAACCACACCUAUACACCCGGACCCCACACACGCACAUUGCGUCCCCGGCGGCUUCUCCUUCCCUGGCACUAUGAAUGCACUGAAAAAAAGACAGCAAUACACCAGAACCUCAAACCAACUGCAACUAGAACAAGACAGCAACAAACAGUGGACUUAUGAAGGCGUUAGGAAGCGAAGAGAGAUACAUAAUACUUCCAGAGAGAGAGAGAGAAGAUAAGAGAGAGGUAGGGAGAGAAAAAGAGAGAUAGAAAGAGAGAGAGAGAGAGAGAGAUAGAGAGAGAGAGAGAGAGAGAGAGAGAGAGAGAGAAGGUUUACGUCUUACGACUUUAGUAUGAUUUUACAGUUGCGCAGGAUUAACAACAGUUAACUUUAGACCACAAAACAGUAGAGAGGAUCACAUAUAUGAUCGACAUGAUGAGGGAAGUGUUGAACCGUUACUGCCUAUUACUAUUACUACGAAGCGACAGCUUGUGGGCGCGAAUACUUCUAACAAACUAAUAGCACUACCCAACCAGUGCGAAAGUGGUGUGCGACAAGCCUGCUGCUGCUACUGCUGCUGCAGGGGUGUCGCACUCGCUGUAUCAACUCGCUCUUUCUCUCACACACACACAACACUCUCUGUAUCAGUUGUUACCAUUGGAGGCCUCUUCUUUUUGUUGUAUGUAUAAUAUAUAAACAAAAAAGGAGCGAGAGUAGAAACAAACCCCGUUUAAUUAGGCUGGAAUGGCUUUUGUAGGAGUCACUUGGCUUGGUGUGUGGACGUUUUUGGGAUGCAUUUUUUUUUCUAUUGUUUUUUCUUUAUAUAUAUGUGUGUGUGUGUGUGUGUGUGUGUGUUUGGGUGGAUUUGUUCCGGUAAUUGCUACAGCCAUACAGGAUGUGCCGUGAAGGAGGAGGAGGAUGAGGGUGUGAAGAGGUGCGCCGCAAACAAAAGCUGCAAAUUGCAGAAAUUACUAGUAAAGAAGAAGGAGAGAGAAGCAAAUUGCAUAAAUAGAAAAGGAGAGAGGAGCAAAACAUAUGUAUAAGCCAUAUAAGUGUAAGUGGGAAGAAACGGUAAGAAAUAAGAUAAGAAAAUGGAAGAGAAAAGCAAAGCGUGUAAAAACCUAAAUUAGAGAAAGUAAUGCAAAAAUAAAAAAACACACACACAAACAAGAAAACGGAAGAUUUAUUCCAAACGUGGUAGAAACAUUUUGCUAGAAAAAGGUAUAAAAAGAAGAAAAAAAGAACACACACACACACACACACUCACAUCCACUCAUUGCAUUGUGUUCGUUUUUGAAGCUGAAGUAUGUAGAAAAUUGGUAAAAAAAGGAACCACCCCCUCCUAGAACUGAAAAAAAACAGAAGCUAAACAAACAGAAGAAAUACAUAUGUACAGAAGAAAUGCAUACAUAUACAGAAUUACUUAUUAAAACAGAAAACUCUACAUUAAAGUUAGAAACAAUAAGCAGCAGAAAGGGGGUAACAGAGAAGAACACACAGAACCGAGCACAGAGUAGUAAAUAAGUCGUGUAGACUGUAAGGUAUAGUGGGAAUAAGGAUGAGAUGUAGAAUAGAGUAAAUGAAAAAAAGAGAAAAACCCCGGUAAGUGUUUAAGAGAACAAGAAGAAGUAAAAAAGAAAGAAACAGACACACACACAUACAUUUAAAAAGUCCCUUUAAGGUUAGACGGUUAAGGAGAGAAGAAAUGUACGGCAAACCGGUGUAGCAGUAGUAAUAAGGGAUAAAGUAAUCGAUGGGAUAAAGAGAUAAUGUAAAAUGCCAAAAUAAGCUUUACUUGAACGUUAUUUUCCUACUUAGUUUUUAUGGUGUGUAUAUAUAUACACACAUCUACAUAUAAAUGAAAGCAGAAAAUAGAAAAAAAGGAAAGGAAAAAACACAAACACAAACACAGAUAAGUUACAAACCGAUUGUUGGUUUUCCGUUCGUUCCUCUUAUAAUCUUAUAUACAUGUAUGGUAUAAAUAAAAUUUAUGUACAAUAUAUAUAUCACGUCACACAGCAUAUAAGUGCAUACAUAAAUAUAUAUAUUUUUUACAAACAAUUAAAACAAAAAUCGCUAGAAAGAAUGUAUAAGUAAAGCAGCAAAAAAAGAAGAAUGGAAGAGAAACAGAAAAAACAGCUGAAAACAGGCAAAACUCUAACGCUCUCGCAAAUGAAACCAGUAGACAGAGAAAAAUGGAAAAAGAUAUGGUAGGAUAGUUAAAAAAGGAAAAAAAAAGAUAAAAAAAGCAAAAAAACAGAGUACUGUUUAUGUGUUCUUAUUGUUUUCUAAUACAUUUUGUGCUGAUCUUUUCGCUUCCUUUCCAUCUUUCCUUUCUUCGGUUUUGUUCCGUUGCUGCUAGGGGCAGUACUGGCAGAAGAAGAAGGCUUAGAAAGCGGUGAAAAGUGGAGAGAGACUUUCUUUAGCAAAGAUUGAACAGUUUUUCCCUCGUAUAACAAAUCCUUCUACCAACCAAUUGGGCACUAACGCUACUAAUUGAGGAAGAAACUUGGUUACCUGAACUAAUCGGAAUUCAGAUCAACGAAGCAAAGUAGGCGCACAUUGCUAAUAGAAAGAAAACGAAGCAGUAAAAGAAUGAAGAAGCAAAGAAAUAAGGGUAGAAUAGAGAGAAAGAGAGAGACAGAGAUUAUUUUCAUUUUCACCUUGAACUUGCAGGAAAAGCGCGUCGAAAGAAAAGAAAAACCAUAAGGCAACGUGUGUAGUGGAUUUUAGACCAAAAUUAGAGCAGAAACACGGACGAGAGAAGUAGAAAAGUAGAACAACCUGAAAGGAUAGCAAAAACAAAAACAGAAGGAGAAGGAGAAAAAGCAAAACAUCGAUAAUAAUAAAGAAACUUCUAAGAAAAUGACACAAAAAAAAGAAGGGAAAACGAUUAUUAGCAAAUGAGAAAGAAACCAAAAAAAAAAAUAACAAUGGAAAACGGAAACAAGAAAAAAGAAGGAAAAGGCACACAAAUCGAGGAGGAAAAGGAAAGCGCAAACUGCUAAGCGAAAAACACAAAAAAAAUAAACAGCUUUAAAAGUGCUUUUUUUUAAACAAAACGAACACAGUACAUUCGAAAAGAAAUAGGUAUGAAAGGAAGAUUCGUUUUCAAGAUCCGGUUCGGAAGAACAGCAAAAUGGGAAAAUUUGUUUGAAAGUGAAAUGAAGAAGGAAAAAAACAUAAGGAGAAAACAAGCCAGUGUAAAUCUAUAAACUCUAUUGCUAUACUACUACUGUACUAUCUACUAUCUCACUAUUUAACUACUACACUUAAAACGAAGAGAAGAAAAACAAAGUUAAUAACUACCUACUAAUACUACUACUGCGCUACACUCUUUAUAUCCAGUUUGUUUACCUACUCUAUUAUGGUAGUUCAGUUUGUUUUGUUUUUUUUAUAUUACUUCCUAUUACUUUCUUGUUUUUUUUCUACUUUUUUGCAUACUCUUUUCGUUUUUCUAUUGUUUAUAAUAUCUUAAUAAUUACGUUCUUUGUUUUAAUCUUUCUUACUUACUUGUUUUGUGUUAUGUUUUAACAUACUUUCCAUUUUUAAUAGUAAUUUCAAUGCAUUGUUUUCCUCUCUUCCUCUCUGUGACAUACUGGUCAUUGCUAACAAAAUGUAGCUUUUCUCGCUUCCUCGCCCGCGGAUUUUGUUUCCUGUUUGAAGAAAGAUGUGAAAGAGAAAGGUAAACAAAGUAAACUCAACAGUACUCGCAAAACUGGAUGAAAAAUGAUCAUGUGUCUGUUUGUUUAUAUUCAUAGCUCACUUGGACCUACUUUUAUUUGCUCAUUUAAUUACAUAGAAUAAAGAGAUAGAGGAAAAGUAUGUUGUUUUACUUACUUUAUCCAAUUUUCCCUUAUGGAUUUCGCAUUCAAUUGCUUUCAAGUGGCAAUGCUAGAAAUCCCAUUUGAUAAACAAUUUUUUAUUCACAUUUUUGUUUUAAAUAAAAACACUCACAUUGAAGAAGGGGGAAAAAUGGUAUUUUUAAGCGUAAAUUAUCCUUACCCUUCGGAUUCCAAUGCAAUGACCAUCACUGCAAAACCAAACGAGGUAGCAACGGGUAGCAGAAGCAGCAGCAGCAGCAGCAACAGGUUCCCAUUUCCUUCCAGUAUCUUGUAGAGAGAAGAAGAAACAUGUAAAUGACACUGCCUCGUAAACAGCAAGGACUUGUAGUAAAAACGAAACAAAAAAAUACAUAAUAAAACAAAAACAAAAAAAAAAUACCAACAUUGCCGAAUGUUGUCAGCAGAUUGCGUUAGGGGGUUGGAGAAAACUCUCCCCGAAGCGAGAGACAGACACAGGCAUCACGCACGGAACCGAUGAUCCAAAACAUCGAUAAAGUAAUUCAAAGCAUAAGAGAAAAUUUAUAAUAAAACAAAAAGAAAAGUAGGAAAAAGAGAGAUAAAUAAGAGAGAGAGAGAGAGAGAGAGAGAGAGAGAGAGAGAGAGAGAGAGAGAUGGAAACACAAACGUGCUAUUAGUUUGAUCUUUGAAAAAAGCCUAUUGUCCUCUAACCUGCGUGUGUUACCAGCCGUUUCUUUUCCGUUUUCGGAAGCUCCUGAAAGCUCCCCUAUGUUCCUUUGGUGUUUAAGAAAGAGUUAGAACAAUUAACUAAACGAAAACAACGCUUUGUUUCGAUUUCUCUUCUGUAACCCUUCCAUCCCUUGAGGGCAAACCCUGCCAACUGGGAUGUGAGAGUGCAGCGGCAGUGUGUACGGUUUUUGCGGUGUGUGUGUGUGUGUAUGUUGUGUGUGUUUGGCAAAUAAGUCUUCUUACGGUGAGAGUAUGAUGGGCGCCUCGAAUAAGGAAAAGAAAUGCUUUCUAGCCUUAAAACCACUAACACAACAACAACAACCAAAUGAAACAUCAAAAACGGCAACAGAAGUAGUAGUAUUCAUUCAAAACCAACCAUGUCAUUUUACACGCGCGACGCAUGCUGCUAAACAUUAAAUUGCACACUUGUAAGAAAAGGAAAUCAGAAAACAAAGCGAAAAGCGGUUGAUUAGAACGGAGCAAAAGCAAAGAGGCAAAGCAAAACAAAACAAAAAAAAAGAAAUCGUAAAUUUAAAAUAAAAUGCAAAACUUUAAUGCAAUCAUGUAAAAAAACAACAUAAAACCCCCUUAAACAAAACACUACUCAAAUGCACAUAGAGCGCGAAUCGGAAA
Anopheles coluzzii is the source of this 16573-nucleotide messenger RNA. It is a transcript of the gene chico, whose product is annotated as pneumococcal serine-rich repeat protein. Gene Ontology annotation, molecular function: phosphatidylinositol 3-kinase binding; insulin receptor binding. Gene Ontology annotation, cellular component: plasma membrane; cytosol. Bases 2046 to 10622 code for a protein of 2858 amino acids. NCBI's taxonomy places the organism in Eukaryota, Metazoa, Arthropoda, Insecta, Diptera, Culicidae. The record is from RefSeq and is a predicted model, not a curated record. The transcript is spliced from 13 exons. Gene Ontology annotation, biological process: insulin receptor signaling pathway.